AUGGUGAUGGCUGGGAUUGACAGGGAGCUCUACCUGGUGGUCUCCAUGCCCUUGGAGCUCACAGUCAUCACAGACCAUGUAAAAAGCCGGCGAAUACGUUUAAUAAAGCUUUCGAGGUUUACAGUGCUCUUCUUUUCGCCUCUAGACCUCAGCUGGAUCUCCAAAAUACAAGUGAAUCAGCCGGCAGUUCUGAGACGUGCGGAACAAAUCCGGGCCCGCAGACCCGUGAAGAAGGAGUGGCAAGCUGCUUGGCUACUGAAAGCUGUUACCUUUAUAGAUCUUACGACACUUUCAGGCGAUGACACACCUUCCAACGUUCAAAGGCUCUGUUACAAAGCCAAGCAUCCCAUCCGAGAAGACCUCUUGAAAGCUUUAAAUGUGCACGAUAAAGGCAUCACUACGGCUGCCGCUUGUGUCUACCCGGCUCGAGUGUGUGAUGCAGUAAAGGCACUGAAGGCUGCAGGGUGUGAUAUCCCAGUGGCAUCUGUGGCCACUGGCUUUCCAGCUGGACAGACUCACUUAAAAACACGAUUAGAAGAGAUCAGAUUGGCUGUGGAAGAUGGAGCCUCGGAAAUCGACGUGGUAAUUAAUAGGACCUUGGUGCUGACAGGCCAGUGGGAAGCCCUGUAUGAUGAGAUUCGUCAGUUUCGCAAGGCCUGUGGGGAGGCUCAUCUCAAAACCAUCUUAGCGACGGGAGAACUUGGAUCCCUUACUAACGUCUACAAAGCCAGUAUGGUAGCGAUGAUGGCAGGAUCAGAUUUUAUUAAGACCUCUACUGGAAAAGAAUCAGUGAAUGCCACCUUCCCAGUAGCUAUAGUAAUGCUACGGGCCAUUAGAGACUUCUUCUGGAAAACUGGAAACAAGGUGGGCUUUAAACCAGCAGGAGGCAUCCGCAGUGCCAAGGACUCCCUUGCAUGGCUCUCUCUCAUAAAGGAGGAGCUGGGGGAUGAGUGGCUGAAGCCUGAGCUCUUUCGGAUAGGGGCCAGUACUUUGCUCGCCGACAUCGAGAGGCAGAUUUACCAUCAUGUGACUGGAAGAUACGCAGCUUAUCACGACCUUCCAAUGUCUUAAACCAGCAACGAGUUGCGCAAAAGUUCUUACCGACAGCGUUUAAAAAUUGUUUUUCUGCAUGAUUGCUAGAAUUACCUAAUUAAAAAGAUGAGGGACUAGGUAACUGACUUUUUCCCCUUAACAUUUCCAUUGAAUUUAACUCAAAGAAUGAAAGAGAAACAACGCAGCUAACCCACACACGGUCCCCAUUUCAGGCACAUCUGAAAUGGCCUUAAGUACUAGAAGAUCUGCAUUGUGGAUUUUGUGGAGGUUUUCUCUAAGAAAAACGUUAGUGGUAGCUUUGACAACGUUAAGUUCUACGGAAACAGUGUUGGAAUUGCCCAAGAACCCCUGCUGUGCCUAAAGAAAGCGCAGCAUCCCUGAAGGGCUCCUGUGCUCCCGGCGGCUGCGGGAGUCACUCGGCACUGAUUUCCCCACCGAGAAAACCCAUCUUUAAUUUUUGCAACACAGGCGCUUUAUUCAUUGUUUUGCUAAUGGAAUUUCUAUCAUUGUUUAAUGCAACUAUGGAUGUCACUGAAUUUUUUAAUUAAAAAAUUCCUGUAGUUUAUUAAAAAAAACCUUUAAAUUCUAAUAGUACAUAUUGAAAAGUUAAUCCAUUAAACAUAUAAAGAGGUUUUAUCAAUGA
Vicugna pacos (alpaca) is the source of this 1696-nucleotide messenger RNA. The record is from RefSeq and is a predicted model, not a curated record. NCBI's taxonomy places the organism in Eukaryota, Metazoa, Chordata, Mammalia, Artiodactyla, Camelidae.